AUGUUUUGUCCUUAAACCACUGCGCAACUAAUUCAGAGGUCCUCGUGAUUCCUUGAGAAGUUGAUUCAAUAGUUCACAUUUUUGUUGUUGCUUUUCGAUGAUGACUUCUUCGUCUCUGAGCGACCUUUCAGUUAACACCAAACUCAUAUUUCUGUGGAUAAUCACUCUCUCUUACCAGCAUCAACCAGCACCAUCAUUGGGCCUUUUCCUUUUCUUCUGGGGUUGACAUUCCACACCAAACUACAUCCAUUCCCAGGGACACAGAAUUGGGUCAGUUGAGAGAUUUAGAUCUUACUUUUUUUUUUUUUAUUGAGACUUGUAGAAAAUAUUCAACUAAAAAUGCAGUAUUGCACUUCCCAAAAUGUGUGAUAUAAAUUUAUAUUGUGAUUAAAUUUUAUAGGUCCAAAAAGACUUGUUUCAUUUAGAGCUUAAUUGGUAAAAUGAUUAUGGAAUGAUUUAAACAUGUUCUUAGAUUUAGCUCCCAGAAUAUAUGCUUUUUUGCAUUCUCUUUUUAGCUCGAUAUUUUUAAAAUAUUCAGUCAAAAUAUGCACUUUUAUCUGGAAUCGUAGCCAUUGGCAGAAAAUCAUAUUUUAAGUGAAAAUUCAAGAAUUCAAACAUGUAUCGGGCUCCCAAUCCUUACCUCCAUCUUUCCUCUUUAAUGAAAAGAGGUGAUCUAAUUACCAUUAGUUGCCCCACCUCCUCUAAAUUUGCCCACCCAGAUUUCCUGGAAGAAAGAGUGCAAAUCCUCCUGACGUUGCAAGUCAGAUUACGAGAUGCCAGAGGGGUAGACCAAACAAGAUCAAACCAAAACCUUCUCCACUUCACAUCGGGACAUGGCUCAACCCCUGGUCGCCUGCUCUCCUGUUGGCCUUUACAUUCUCCAGGUGCCAUCCAGUCUUGGAGUGCUUAUAGGAGCAAUGAAGAUUUUUAUGAAGACCUCAUCACUUUGGACAGGUUCUGAGAGCAUAUCUUUUUCUUGCAGCACAUCUCUUCAGUUGCAAAGAUCACCUGAAAGUUUUCUGAAAAAGGCACAAUGCCACAGUUGACUCUUGAUCCACUUUUCGUCCCUACCUUUGCAAGUCAAGUGUGACGCACGGUUAGCCCGACCCGCUCUAAUUCCCUAACGAGAUUGCCCAUCCCCGGAUAUCUCAUACAACCCCGAUUAACCAGGCUCAGCUCAUUAGCUCUGCCAAACCAAUUCGCCCCUUGUCAACCUCUGCUCCUAACUAACUGUAAAAUCAACCCCCGUAGUCAUGAAAAACAUGGCCUACAACAAAAAAACACAAGUGACUGCACAGACUUGAUGGUUAAAACACCUAAGAGGUAAUUCAAUGGUGCCCAUUUGUCCAUUUCUAUUGUUUUCUCCAAAGGUUAAUCAUUAAUUCAAAGGAAGUUUGAAUUAUUGUUAUCUAUUCAGAAUCACCUGUGUGUUUGGAAAGAAAAAGAAAUUACUUUAUUUUUUGCAAAUCUCGAAUCUCAGGUUUUCAUCUACGUUUUUCACUUAACUUCCUGCCUUCCUUUGGUUCCUCACCUGUUUUGUCAUUUGACCUCGUAACCUCUUUUUUUUUCUUCCAAUCAGUUUACCUGUUGCACUCUGCCACGUUCCCUCCCCCUGUUUCUCUCAGUCUCGCUCCUUCCCUCUCUGUUUCCAUCUUUGUGCUUUAUCCCUUCAUCCCUUUAUCCCUUAUCUCCUUCAUCCCCUCCAAUCCUCAUCUGUUCUUCACAGUGGAGGAAGGGCAGGAGAAAGAGAGAGUUUUUUUGCAGGUGAAGCUAGAUCGGCAGUCUACAUUGGGUAGAGCAUCAGAGGAGCCGGCGAACCUGGGACUGUGGAAUCUAAACUCAUAGGGACCACAGAGCCGGACUAGAACCAGCAGCUGCCCGGUUGCAGGAGACAAGGUCCUAACUGUGAGUGGAAAAGAGUGAUUGUGUCAUCUUCCAUCAGUAACAUCCUCCAGCGACUGUCAUCAUGGCAGCUGAGAAAGCUGAAAUGGAUGCACUGAAAAAGGAGUGUGAUGGCCUCCGUGCUCAGAUUGAGGCGGCGCGUAAGGCCGCGAACGACACCACCAUGACAGCAGCAGCUAAUGGCGUGGCCUCUGUGGGCCGGGUCCAGCUGAAGCUCCGAAAGACACUCAAAGGCCACCUGGCAAAGAUCUAUGCCAUGCACUGGUCAGAAGAUUCAAGGCAAAUGGUCAGUGCAUCACAGGAUGGCAAGCUUCUAAUCUGGGACACGUUCACUGGAAACAAGUUGGUUGCUGUCCCCCUGAAGUCUGCUUGGGUGAUGAGUGUCGCUUUCGCUCCUUCUGGUAACCUGGUGGCCAGCGGUGGUCUGGAUAACAUCUGCACAGUCUAUAACAUUAAGGCUGCCAGCCCCAAGACCCUCAGGGAGCUGGAUGCACACACAGGUUACUUGUCUUGCUGCCGUUUCCUUAGUGAUUCUGAGAUCCUGACAGCUUCUGGUGACACCACCUGCUGCCUGUGGGACCUGGAGACGGGCAAGCAGAAAACGGUCUUCACCAACCACAUCGGAGACUGCAUGUCGCUGGCCCUGUCUCCGGACAUGAACAUGUUCAUCUCAGGAGCCUGCGACUCUCUGGCCAAGCUGUGGGACCUGAGGGAAGGAGCCUGCAAGCAGACCUUCUCUGGACACACCAGUGACAUCAACGCCAUUGCUUACUUCCCCAGUGGAAAUGCCAUCAUCACAGGCUCUGAUGACUGCUCCUGCAAGAUGUAUGACCUGCGCUCCGACCAGGAGGUGUUGGACUACACGGACACCAGCCUGAACGCUGGCGUCACAUCUCUGGCCCUCUCCAACUCUGGCCGCCUUAUCUUUGCAGGUUAUGACGACUUCAACUGCCACAUCUGGGACUCACUGAAGGGCGAGAAAGUCGGUGUGCUCUCUGGCCAUGACAAUAGGGUGAGCUGCACCGGCGUCCCGGUUGAUGGAAUGGGUGUAUGCACAGGAUCCUGGGACAGCUUCCUCAAACUGUGGAACUGAGGCAUUUCAGUGGGAGGAAAACAUCUCUGGAAGAAAAGAGGAGGAGCAGAAAUGAGGAGGAAAGAAUGAAGGAAAGAGGAGACACUGUAAAAAAACAAGGAGGAUGCAUGAAUAAAAAAAGGCCUCCUCUUCCUAUCUUCCUCUCUUCUUCCUUAAUAAUGUAUGCAAAAUAUGAGUGGUUGUGAAUGAGCCUCAUUGUGUAAAUGGCACCAGGGAAACAAUGCGCGAUGCAUUCUGCUGAAUGUGCAGAAGAACUUCAGCGUUGUCAUUUUAAAUAACGAAACACGUUUUUAAAAAUAGCACAAUUAAUCUAAAUGUUGCCAGAGCAGGAAAAAAAAAAGCUCUGGAUCAGAAACACAUAGAGGUUUUUGUCAAUAAAAGGAGAUCAAAGGCAUAAGCACUGAAGACAAAGUUAUAGAAUAACUUUUUUUUUUCGAGAACAUUAAUCUGUAAAAGAGCCCUGAACUUCCAUAGAUCAGGUAUAAAUUAAUGCAACAGUUAGACUUAAGUUGAUGUACAGUGUAUUUUUUUCUUUACUUGUUUUGUCAGACUAUACACACACCAAGUGUAAAUAUAUUGCAAAAAGUCAUCAUUGCUCGCCUCCUAAGAACAGACAGAGUUUAACACAGGGUGGAUGUGAAGAACCCCCAAAAAAGAAAGUUUCAGUCUGGGAGCAGGCUGGUAGACUGGGCUGCAGGGCGGCUGUCUAAUCAGAAAAACAUUCUGUAAAACCAUAUAAACUGAAUUUCAUCCCCCUCAGCCCAGCUGCAUUCUGUAGUUAUUGUGCAAGUGUUCAACUCUAAUGUACAAAAGGCAAAAAUGUUUCCUGAAAAUCUUUCUAAUAAAUAGUUCUGCAUUAACGUUA
This is a messenger RNA of Xiphophorus couchianus (Monterrey platyfish), 3860 nucleotides long. RefSeq names its product guanine nucleotide binding protein (G protein), beta polypeptide 3b (gene gnb3b). NCBI's taxonomy places the organism in Eukaryota, Metazoa, Chordata, Actinopteri, Cyprinodontiformes, Poeciliidae. The record is from RefSeq and is a predicted model, not a curated record. The transcript is spliced from 9 exons. The coding region runs from base 1967 to 2995 and encodes 342 amino acids. Gene Ontology annotation, molecular function: protein binding. Gene Ontology annotation, biological process: signal transduction.